Molecule: messenger RNA, 1407 nt
Organism: Ilex paraguariensis (yerba mate)
Lineage: Eukaryota; Viridiplantae; Streptophyta; Magnoliopsida; Aquifoliales; Aquifoliaceae
Source: the annotation of a GenBank genome assembly
AUGGCAGGUCUUAAAUCUUUCUUUCUUUGUGUUGCGAUUGCCAGUUUUUGUGCCGUGGCAUCAUCAUCUUCAUCUCAGGUAGUCAAGGGGGCUUAUUGGCCUUCUUCGGAUCAGAAUUUCCCCUCGUCGGCCAUUGACACGUCUUUGUUCACUCACGUCUAUUAUGCAUUUUUAGAACCCAACAAUGUCACUUUUAAGUUUGACAUACCAUAUUCAACUGCUCUGAUACUCGUAAACUUCACAUCAACUCUUCAUGCGAAAAAUCCGCCCGUGAAAACUAUCUUUUCUGUUGGUGGGGCGGGUGAAGGCUCAUCGUUAUUUGCUCGGAUGGCUUCAAGUUCUUCCUUGAGGAUGAGUUUCAUUGACUCCUCAAUUGAAGUGGCACGAAAAUUUGGAUUCGAUGGGAUUGAUUUGGAUUGGGAAUUUCCUGAAAACCCCCAAGAUAUGGAAAAUUUGGGCCUCUUAUUGGACCAAUGGCGGGCCGAGGUCCAAAAAGAGGCUGUGACCACCUGCCGGCCACCACUCUUGCUCACUGCCGCCGUCUACUACGCCUCCGACGUAUCCCUGAACGGCGUGUUCCGUUCGUACCCGGUGGCUUCAAUAAAUAAAAACUUGGAUUGGAUCAAUGCAAUGUGUUAUGACUAUCACGGUUCAUGGGACACUUCAACGACCGGAGCUCAAGCAGCCCUGUUUGACCCAAAAAGUAACAUCAGCACAAGUAAUGGGCUUGGAUCAUGGAUACGGGCCGGCAUCCUUAGAAGUAAGUUGAUCAUGGGCUUGCCACUCUACGGGAGGACGUGGCAGCUCAAGGACCCUAGAUCAUAUGGUGUGGGGGCACCAGCCGUUGAUGUGGGUCCCGGAGACAUGGGGGUACUCACUUUCUUCCAGGUGGAGAUGUUCAAUAGGGCUAAUAAUGCCACCGUGGUGUAUGACGUGGAAACCGUGUCCACGUACUCUGUUGCAGGGAGUAUUUGGAUUGGGUAUGAUGAUCCUAGAUCGGUAACGGUGAAGAUAGGGUAUGCUCAGGCCCUUGGGCNUAUCCUUAGAAGUAAGCUGAUCAUGGGCUUGCCACUAUACGGGAGGACGUGGCAGCUCAAGGACCCUAGAUCAUAUGGUGUCGGGGCACCAGCCGUUGAUGUGGGUCCCGGAGACAUGGGGGUACUCACUUUCUUCCAGGUGGAGAUGUUCAAUAGGGAGAAUAAUGCCACCGUGGUGUAUGACGUGGAAACCGUGUCCACGUACUCUGUUGCAGGGAGUAUUUGGAUUGGGUAUGAUGAUCCUAGAUCGGUAACGGUGAAGAUAGGGUAUGCUCAGGCCCUUGGGCUUCGUGGGUAUUUCUUUUGGGCCGUCAAUGGUGACUAUAAGUGGAAAAUCUCAAGAACAGCUUCUCAGUUUUGGCUUCUUUAA